Messenger RNA from Pongo pygmaeus (Bornean orangutan), 3688 nucleotides. It is a transcript of the gene ARSK, whose product is annotated as arylsulfatase family member K. Gene Ontology annotation, molecular function: glucuronate-2-sulfatase activity; arylsulfatase activity. The transcript is spliced from 9 exons. The coding region runs from base 730 to 2154 and encodes 474 amino acids. Lineage: Eukaryota; Metazoa; Chordata; Mammalia; Primates; Hominidae. The record is from RefSeq and is a predicted model, not a curated record.
GAUGAUUAAAAUUACAUAGUCUGGAUGUGCCCAUGGGAUUUUUUGAAAAUAUUACUUAAAGUUAUCUUUGUGAUUUAAACUUAGAGAAUGGGCAGUACUGGAAAUUGACUAGAUGGCAUUUUAUUACAGAGUGCUCUUGUAAUCAAAGGCAAAUGAAGGAAGCAGGAUUGUGCAGAGGAGAAGCUGAAUUUUGUUGCUAUCUUAUGAAUGACAGUUCUCAAACUAGUAUGGUGCUUCAGAGCUGCUUUCCAGUUGGAGUGAGGAGAACAGACCUUUCUACCUGCAUGUUGGAUGGCCACUGGUUGUGGGCUGCUCCUAGAAUGGGGCAUGAUGUUGGGCAAAGCAGCUAUCUUCAGCAGAGGCAAUUGUUCAUUCCUAAAGGGAAUCCGGAUGUGGAUCACAACAUCCCAGAAACUUCCAAAGAUGACUGAGAUACAUAGCACUUUGGGAAGCCACAGCGAGCAGAUCACCUGAGGUCAGAAGUUCGAGAGCAACCUGGCCAACAUGGUGAAACCCUGUCUCUACUAAGAAUACAAAAAUUAGCCAGGCAUGGUGGUGGGCACCUGCCCAGCUACUCAGGAGGCUGAGUCAGGAGAAUCGCUUGAACCUAGAAUUCGGAGGUUGCAGUGAACCGAGAUUGUGCCACUGGACUCCAGCCUUGGUGACAGGGAUGGAAGGUUAACAUUUCAUCCAGGAAGUCAGGUAGUGAAACUUCCUUUUAUCAACUUUAUGAAGGCACGUGGGACUUCCUUUCUGAAUGCCUACACAAACUCUCCAAUCUGUUGCCCAUCACGCGCAGCAAUGUGGAGUGGCCUCUUCACUCACUUAACAGAAUCUUGGAAUAAUUUUAAGGGUCUAGAUCCAAAUUAUCCAACAUGGAUGGAUGUCAUGGAGAGGCAUGGUUACCGAACACAGAAAUUUGGGAAACUGGACUAUACUUCAGGACAUCACUCCAUUAGUAAUCGUGUGGAAGCGUGGACAAGAGAUGUUGCUUUUUUACUCAGACAAGAAGGCAGGCCCAUGGUUAAUCUUAUCCAUAACAGGACUAAAGUCAGAGUAAUGGAAAGGGAUUGGCAGAAUACACACAAAGCAGUAAAUUGGUUAAGAAAGGAAGCAAUUAAUUACACUGAACCAUUUGUUCUUUACUUGGGAUUAAAUUUACCACACCCUUACCCUUCACCAUCUUCUGGAGAAAAUUUUGGAUCUUCAACAUUUCACACAUCUCUUUAUUGGCUUGAAAAAGUGUCUCAUGAUGCCAUCAAAAUCCCAAAGUGGUCACCUUUGUCAGAAAUGCACCCUGUAGAUUAUUACUCUUCUUAUACAAAAAACUGCACUGGAAGAUUUACAAAAAAAGAAAUGAAGAAUAUUAGAGCAUUUUAUUAUGCUAUGUGUGCUGAGACAGAUGCCAUGCUUGGUGAAAUUAUUUUGGCCCUUCAUCAAUUAGAUCUUCUUCAGAAAACUAUUGUCAUAUACUCCUCAGACCAUGGAGAGCUGGCCAUGGAACAUCGACAGUUUUAUAAAAUGAGCAUGUACGAGGCUAGUGCGCAUGUUCCACUUUUGAUGAUGGGACCAGGAAUUAAAGCCGGCCUACAAGUGUCAAAUGUGGUUUCUCUUGUGGAUAUUUACCCUACCAUGCUUAAUAUUGCUGGAAUUCCUCUGCCUCAGAACCUGAGUGGAUACUCUUUAUUGCCGUUAUCAUCAGAAACAUUUAAGAAUGAACAUAAAGUCAAAAACCUGCAUCCACCCUGGAUUCUGAGUGAAUUCCAUGGAUGUAAUGUGAAUGCCUCCACCUACAUGCUUCGAACUAACCACUGGAAAUAUAUAGCCUACUCGGAUGGCGCUUCAAUAUUGCCUCAACUCUUUGAUCUUUCCUCGGAUCCAGAUGAAUUAACAAAUGUUGCUGUAAAAUUUCCAGAAAUUACUUACUCUUUGGAUCAGAAGCUUCGUUCCAUUAUAAACUACCCUAAAGUUUCUGCUUCUGUCCACCAAUAUAAUAAAGAGCAGUUUAUCAAGUGGAAACAAAGUAUAGGACAGAAUUAUUCAAACGUUAUAGCAAAUCUUAGGUGGCAUCAAGACUGGCAGAAGGAACCAAAGAAGUAUGAAAAUGCAAUUGAUCAGUGGCUUAAAACCCAUAUGAAUCCAAGAGCAGUUUGAACAAAAGGUUUAAAAAUAAUGUUCUAGAGAUACAUAUAAAUAUAUUACAAGAUCAUAAUUAUGUAUUUUAAAUGAAAGUUCUAAUAAUUACCAAGUUUUGGUCAGGCGCAGUGGCUCACAUCUAUAAUCCCAGGACUUUGGGAGGCUGAGGAAGGCAGAUCACAAGGUCAAGAGAUCGAGACCAUCCUGGCCAACAUGGUGAAACCCCAUCUCUACUAAAAAUACAAAAAUUAGCUGGGCAUGGUGGUGCGCACCUGUAGUCUCAGCUACUCACAAGGCUGAGGCAGGAGGAUGGCUUGAACCCGGGAGGCAGCAGUUGCAGUGAGCUGAGAUCGUGCCACUGUACUCCAGCCUGGUGACAGAGUGAGACUCUGUCUUAAAAAAUAAUAAUAAUAAUAAUAAUUACCAACUUUUCAUUACUUUGUAAGAAUGUAGUGUAUUUUAAGAUAAAAUGCCAAUGAUUAUAAAAUCACAUAUUUUCAAAAAUGGUUAUUAUUUAGACCUUUGUACAAUUUCUAACAAUUUAGUGGAAGUAUCAAAAGGAUUGAAGCAAAUACUCUAACAGUUAUGUUGCUUUAAAUAAUAGAGAAUAUAAAAUGUUGUAAUAAUACGUAUCAUAAAAUAGUUGUGUGUGAGCAUUUGAUGGUGCAUGAUGAGUUACUUGUAUCUGAUGGGACUGUUUGGAUUGUAUUUGAUGGGAGUAUUUGGAGUAUUUAACGGGAUGUAUAUCCUGGAUGUACCUGAUUUUGUUACUGUUUUCUUUUAAUAGGUAAUAUAUAUACAGAGCAAAAGCUUCAAAUGGUACAAAAGGGUUAACAGUGAUCAUGAAGUCUCUGUCCUUUCCCUCUUCCCUGCCAUCCAGUUCCCCCUCCAAGAAGCAGGUAUCGAAACCACCUGCUUAUGGGUUUUUAGAGAUUGGCCACAAAUUUAUAAACAAAUGUGUAUAUUCCUUUCCCCCUACACAAACGGUAACAUACUGCACACAUUGUUCUGCAUGUUGCUUCUUUUUCCUUUUUUUUUUUUUUCACUUAACAGUAGAUAUCUAGAGGUGAAAUUACUGAGUCAAGACUAUAUUUAGAAAAAUUACACUAGAUUCUACAAAUUACCUCUAAAGAAGGUAUACUAACUGAUAAUCUCACCAUCAAUGCAUGUCUUCUUAUCCUUUGCCAACCUAACAGAUAAAAAUGUUCUAUUUUUAUUUUUAUUUUUAUGAGUAAGGUAGAGCAUAUUUUCAUGUAUUUAACAGCCACUGGAAUCUGCUUACCAUGGCCUUUCCUAUUUCUAUUCUUUGCCUAUUUUUCUGUUGGUUGUUGGUCUUUGUUUUGUAUUACAGGUGUGCUUUAGAUAUUAGCUUUUUGUAAGAGAUCCUGCAAAUAUCUUCUUUCCAGUUUGUCAUUGUCAUUUGUCUUUUGACUUUGUUCUGGUAUUUUUUGAUAUGUAGAAAUUUUUAUUUUCAUGUAAGCAAAUUUAUGAAUCUUUGUACCCCAUAAGUAUAUACAAUUAUGAUUUGUCAAUUAAAAAUAUUAAUACAAAA